Molecule: messenger RNA, 945 nt
Organism: Rubroshorea leprosula
Lineage: Eukaryota; Viridiplantae; Streptophyta; Magnoliopsida; Malvales; Dipterocarpaceae
Source: the annotation of a GenBank genome assembly
CAACGUCCACUUCCACUGUUCCAGAGUCCAGACAUAAAUGGGAGCCCAACGACUUCAUCACCACCGCCAUCAUCCGUCAUCCAUCAUUUUCUUCCCUUCUCCGGCCUUCUCGUCUUCAUCUCCGGCAACUUUCUCGCACAACCUGGCUUCGUCUCCUUGGCCUCUUGCAGUUCUGAAGACCUCUCCAGUUUGGUGGCGAUCGGUUUUCCUCGUCUCAGACCCCAACCUUUCUGCAUUUCAGCGGCUCCGUUCAGGAGCUCCUGUCAUCCCUUUCUUUUCUCCAGUGACCUUUCUCUCUCGUUCUGCAGCUCGUCCUCAAACUCCUACAGUUCAAUUCAAGCAUCACAACCCGCCCAGGUUUUCCCCAUUUUUGCUCCUCUCAUCUUCACUAGGUUUCCUACUGCCCUAGAAAUUAAUACGGCAAUCAUUCUUCUAAAUUAAUAUGAGUAGACUGUGUUUGUUAAAUAUUUUCUCUUUUACUGGAAGUUAGUUAAGUGUUAAUCAUUUUCUUGCGGAAAAAUGUCACUCUUGAGAUUAUACCCAGUAAGGUUUUUCUCCCUUUCCUUUAUCAUUUGCUUGAAUUUCAGCUUUUACUGCUUCUACAUUGUGCUUUAUAGUUUGGCUAAGCAUGAAUUACCAUGAAGGAGUCUUAACUUAGCAUCUAAGCAGGGUCUGAAGUUGUGGUUUGGUGAAUGUUCUUCAUGGGUUGGUAGUACAAUAUUGAACUUUCAGGUAAAAGGAACGCCUGUUGUGGAGUUCUGUUUUGCCAAUAGGCGAUAGCAUUUUGGAUUUUACGUUUCUUUGAUAGAUAAGGAUAUUUUCAGUUCUUUCCAAAUUAUAAGUGUUCCUUUAUUUGCUUGAAACUUUUAAAUAUUGCAUUCCCAUCAGCAUAAUAACUUUCAUCUUUUAAGUCAGUUCCUUUCUUAAUAAAUUUGUGAACACCUU